AUGCUCGGUCAGUUUGCCAUCGUGAAGCGUUGCUGGGAGAAGAGCACCGGUCUGGAGUUCGCUGCUAAGUUCAUCAAGAAACGUCAGAGCAGAUCCAGCCGGCGGGGGGUCAGGAGGGAGGAGAUAGAGAGAGAGGUCAACAUCCUACAGCAGACACAACACCCCAACAUAGUCACCUUCCACGACGUCUACGAGAACCGUACUGACGUGGUGCUCAUCCUGGAGCUGGUGUCAGGGGGAGAGCUGUUUGACUUCCUGGCCCAGAAGGAGUCUCUGAGUGAAGAGGAGGCGACUCAGUUUAUCAAACAGAUUCUGGAGGGGGUCCACUACCUCCACUCUAGGAAGAUAGCACACUUUGACCUCAAGCCUGAAAACAUCAUGCUGUUGGAUAAGAACGUGCCAUUGCCAAGGAUCAAACUAAUCGAUUUCGGACUCGCUCACAAAAUCGAGGCGGGGGCAGAGUUUAAAAACAUUUUUGGGACUCCUGAAUUUGUGGCCCCAGAGAUAGUGAACUACGAACCACUGGGACUGGAGGCAGAUAUGUGGAGUAUAGGAGUCAUCACCUACAUCCUGCUGAGUGGAGCGUCUCCCUUCCUGGGAGAGACUAAACAGGACACGCUGGCCAACAUCUCAGCCAUGAACUACGAGUUUGACGAGGAGUUCUUCUGUAGAACCAGUGAACUGGCCAAAAGCUUCAUACGGCAGCUACUGGAGAGGGACAAGAUGAAGAGAUUAACUAUUCAAGACGCCCUCAACCAUCCCUGGAUCAAGUCUAAUGAGUACAAGGACGAGACUCCCAGCACCAAGACGCCGGACCAAACCAAGACCCCCAAGAAGCGCGAGCGCCGCCAGCUGAAGACCAAACGUCUCAAGGAGUACACCAUGAAGUCUCACUCCUCCAUGCCCCCCAACAACACCUAUGUGAACUUCGAACGCUUCGCCCAGGUAGUGGAGGACAUCGGCCAGAUGGAAGGCUCCUUCUCUAGGCUAGCCUCGACCCACGACUCCCUGCAGGAGGACAUCGACGCCUUGGUCUCCGUCUACAACCACAAGGAGUCCUGGUACAAGGAGGAGAGCGAGGGGGUCCGUCACCAGCUGUCUCAGAUCCGCUAUGAGUUCCGUAAAGUGGAGGCGAUGAAGAGAAGCCUGCAGGAUGAGAUGAAGGUGGUGGAUGUUAGCGUCAGUGACGUCAGCGCCCGCUACCAGGAGAGGAAGAGCCGCUUUGACGCCCUGAGACAGGAGCUGAGCGAUGACCUGAAGUGGGUUCAGGACGUGGUGGGGUCGUUAGGGGUCACGGACGGGGUCGGUGGGGUCGGAGGAGGGGGGUACCUCAACUGUAACUUCUCCACUGUGUUUAAUAAUGACGUGAAUGAGGCACUGAAGGAAAUGCUUAACAGAAGCUGUGGAGGAGAUCUGCUGUCUGGGAUCAGCCUGAACCUCACUGAGUCUGGACUGAAGAGAUAG
Salvelinus namaycush (lake trout) is the source of this 1464-nucleotide messenger RNA. It is a transcript of the gene dapk2a, whose product is annotated as death-associated protein kinase 2a. The record is from RefSeq and is a predicted model, not a curated record. Gene Ontology annotation, molecular function: protein serine/threonine kinase activity; ATP binding. Lineage: Eukaryota; Metazoa; Chordata; Actinopteri; Salmoniformes; Salmonidae. The transcript is spliced from 8 exons. Gene Ontology annotation, biological process: protein phosphorylation; intracellular signal transduction; positive regulation of apoptotic process. Bases 1 to 1464 code for a protein of 487 amino acids. Gene Ontology annotation, cellular component: cytoplasm; nucleus.